Aspergillus versicolor CBS 583.65 is the source of this 1122-nucleotide messenger RNA. RefSeq names its product fumarylacetoacetate hydrolase family protein. The record is from RefSeq and is a predicted model, not a curated record. The transcript is spliced from 4 exons. Bases 23 to 910 code for a protein of 295 amino acids. NCBI's taxonomy places the organism in Eukaryota, Fungi, Ascomycota, Eurotiomycetes, Eurotiales, Aspergillaceae. Gene Ontology annotation, molecular function: catalytic activity.
CAGCAACUCACUAACUCUAACCAUGACCCUCCCCUGGAAACGCCUCAUCCGCUUCCAAAGCACAGACGGCCGGAUCCUCCGCGGCGAACCACUUGUCGGCGCAGACGUCGACAUUGGAUUCAUCACUGCGGCCGAUAAAGUGCAAGCGCGCGUCCUCGCCGGAGACGACAUCUACGAUACGACGGGCAAGACGAAGCUUACAGACGAGGUCGUUGGUGUCAAGACGGUUCUGGGCCCGCUCGCUCAGGGCGAUGUUCCGAUUCUAAGAUGCGUGGGGCUGAAUUAUGCGAAGCACAUUCGCGAAGCCGGGCGCAAGCCGCCUCCAUUCCCCUUCAUCUUCUUCAAGCCCAAUACGACGAUCCACGACCACGGCGCCCCGGUGGUGAUUCCGAGGAUUGCACAGGAUGAUCAAGCGGAUUAUGAAGGCGAGCUCUGCAUGAUCCUCGGCCAAGACGCAAAGGACAUCCCCGUUUCCGAAGCCCUCUCCUACGUCGCCGCAUACACAGUCGGAAACGACAUCUCGUCGCGCAAGCUGCAGCGCGACCCCGCGUUCGCCGGCGUCGUCCCACAGUGGGGGUUCUCCAAGGGGUUCGACACCUACGCGCCAUUAGGCCCAUGCCUUGUCGCUGCGUCGGAGAUAGCCGAUCCGAAGCAACUGCACCUCCGCACAACGGUCAACAGCGAUGUGAGGCAAGACGAGAGCGUCGAGGAUUUGCUCUUCGACUGCGCGUAUCUGGUCUCGUACCUGUCGCAGGGCACGACGUUGCAGAAGGGGAGUGUGAUCAUGACGGGGACGCCUGGGGGCGUUGGCGCUGGUUUGAAGCCGCCAAAGUACCUCGUGCCUGGAACGCAGAUGGAUGUUUGGAUCUCUAGGAUUGGGACGUUGAGGAACGGCGUGGUCUUUGCGUGAAUUGCAUGGCGUACCGGAACAGACGAGAAAUGCAAUAUAUAGACCUGUUAGUAAUGGACCUGGCAUGUAUAUGACUUUUCAGGCGUCGUGAAGGAGUGGAGGAAAACUCUGGCCCAGGAAACUGGUGACAAUUCCAUGAUUAUAAGUCAAGGCCUUUUAGAAGUUGGAAUAACAGGCGUAUUUCACGUUGCGUGCCUGGAUAGAUUACGAGU